CCCAGUUCCCUCCUGGGUGUCUCUGUGACUCUCCUUUUGCAGGGACCACUUGUGUCCCUUGUUCAGUGCAGGGCCUGGGAGCCAGGAGGCCUGGAUUCUGUUUCUGCUUUAGCCACUGACUCACUGGGUGACCUUGCACAAGUCAUUCCCUGCCUCUGUGCCCCAGGUUGAAGACGCCCAUGAAGCACUCUGAGGGUGCAAAUUGUAAUUCACGUUAUAGAGUUACGCCUGUGAACUUCAGUAGGGUUGUGGAUCAGGGCACCUAGAGCUUCCAAUGAGCAUCUUUUCGUAUAUAAAUUGAAAUAACUCAGCUGGGAAAUUCCCCAAGCAACUUCCACUCUCCUGGCCUGCGCAGAAAAGCAGCUGCUGGUCAGACUGUUAAGUGUGAAGUGCUGUGCCAAUGUUGCUUUAAAUUAUUGUAUCUCUUGAAUAUCUUUUCUUUUCAGUACAGUGUUAAGGUUGCAAUUUAAAUAACCUUGUUUUGUUUUUCACAUUUAUCAUUUUGCUUCUAGAGGUGAUAAGGGAAGUUAUUUGACCAGGGUCACACAAUGAGCUAGUAUGUGAGCUGUGAAUAGAACCCAGGAGUCCUGAGCCAUCAGAGCAGGAGACAAUACUUCCUCCUGAGUGGGAUGUGUCAGGUGGCUUGGUCUGAGCUACUUGAGCAUUUCCUGGUGCUCUUAGCUGGUGUCUGCAGAACUUGGUCAUGUCGCAUGGUGCAAAACAGCUGGCCGCUGGGAUCUUACAUGCCACCGGCAAAGGCCAGCAUGGAAACUUCCUGGUCACCAUCAAGCAGGAGAAGGGAGAAGUUCCCCGGACCAGCAGCGAGAAGCCCCACGGCGAGGAGGAGCCAGUGAAGAAGAGGGGCUGGCCCAAAGGGAAGAAGAGGAAGAAGAUCCUGCCCAAUGGCCCCAAGGCCCCAGUGACCGGCUACGUCCGCUUCCUGAAUGAACGCCGCGAGCAGAUCCGCAUGCAGCAUCCCGACCUGCCCUUCCCAGAGAUCACCAAGAUGCUGGGAGCUGAAUGGAGCAAACUUCAGCCCACGGACAAACAGCGGUACCUAGACGAGGCGGAGCGCGAGAAGCAGCAGUACAUGAAGGAGCUGCGGGAGUACCAGCAGUCAGAGGCCUACAAGAUGUGCACAGAGAAGAUCCAGGAGAAGAAGAUCAAGAAAGAGGAUGCUGGUUCUGUGUCCGUGAACACUCUGCUGAACGGGCACCCGCACAAGGGCGAGGACUGCGGUGGGGACGGCUUCUCCACGUUUGAUGUUCCCAUCUUCACCGAGGAGUUCCUGGACCAGAACAAAGCGCGGGAGGCCGAGCUGCGGCGCCUGCGGAAGAUGAACAUGGAAUUCGAGGAGCAGAACUCCAUCCUGCAGAAGCACACGGAGAGCAUGAGCUGUGCCAAGGAGAAGCUGGAGCAGGAGCUGGCACUGGAGGAGAGGCAGACGCUGGCCUUGCAGCAGCAGCUGCAGUCCGUCCGUCAGGCCCUAACCACCAGCUUCGCUUCCCUCCCCAUCCCAGGCACCGGAGAGACCCCCACGCUGGGCACCCUGGAUUUCUACAUGGCCAAACUGCACAGCGCCAUCGAGAGCAACCCGCUCCAGCAUGAGAAGUUGGUCGUGCGCAUCAAAGAGAUCCUCUCCCGGAUAGCCAGUGACCACUUAUGAAAGGCCUGGUGUGUCCUGCGGCCCAGCGCUGACUUGGACUGGGACCCUCAGCCACCUCCUCCCACCCGCCCUGACACCUGGAAUCCGCUGGAGCCUUGUGGCUCAGCACCUCUGCCUUGCACAGAUCUUUGCUGGAGAAGGGCUUUGAGCGGGUUGAGUAACUCUUGGUCCUUCCGUGCAGCUGAGAACUCUGGGCCAGGCCCCCGUGGGGCCUUGAGGGGCAGGCUGACAAGCAGGGACAGCAAGGCAGCUUGUGGGGUCACUUCUCAGCUCCUCCUGUGCCCCGGCUCGCUGAGUGCCAGGGCUGGGGCUCAGUGCAGUGCCCCGGCAGCAUGACUGGAUGCGCUGCAGGCCCCAUUGCAAGCUGGCCCUUGAUUCUCCAGCGAGGCCCCAAGAUUGUGCAGCAAUGCUGGAAAUCCUGCAGCAGCUGCGUUAAAUUAAACCACAGUCUUAAAGCUGCUCCUGGCAGCUCACUGUGACAGUAAAUCAGGGUGUCUCGGGCUGGCCCCACCCUCCAGCUGUCAAGGUGACGGAGAAGUCUGUCUUGCCAAGGCAGGGCAGAAGCGCUUAUCACUGGGAGGGUGCUGGUGUAGACCAGGCACUGCUGUCCAUACCCUUGUGUCACCUGGACCUGCGCUGAGCAGAAGAGGACACAGCAAUGAUAAGGCCAUGUCCUGCUCAUGUUAGCGCAGCCUCCCCUAGAGCUGAAUCAGUGGUUAGGCAAAAAUUGAUGGGUUCCCUCUUCCCCCUACACAAAAAAUGUCUGUAAACCCAGCCUGAGCUCUCAGCAGUGAAAUGGUUCAGUGUUGGCAUUUAAACUACCAUCAUUAGGUUUCAGAGUUAACCAACUGCCGUGAAGGGGGCUGUUCACCCCUCUUGGAGCAAUUGUUUCAGGCUGUCUGCAGACUCAGGCGUUCACACUUAAGUCACAUGAGGGCUGUCGCUCUUUGAUGAGCGCUGCAAUCCUGGCGCUCUGUGGUGGGCGGGAACUCUGCUCCCCAUCCCUAAAAUAGCAUGAAUGAGUAUUAUGGGACUGGCCCUUCCAGUCCCUGCUGAGCCCUGCCUGAGGGGGCCUGGGGAAGCCAUGUCUGCAGGCUGGGGUCAGGCCAGCUCUCUUGUUCUCAGCGUGGUGUCCUCUGCCUUAGUUAGCUAAAGGGCGUGGAUGGGACCAGCUAGGUCAGUUUGGUUACAGUCCUGUUGCCUGGAACAGGUCCCUGCCUGCAUUUGGGUCUGUGGUGUAGAUGGGCCCUUGUCUGGUCACUGCUGAGUUAACCCAGGCUCUUACCCCAGUGGAACCUCAACCCCCUCCUGUCCACACACAACCCUGUCCCCUGAGUUUGGUGGUGCUCUCAACCCCGGCUAGCUGGCCCGGGUGCCGCUUUCACUCAGCUGGGAACCUGCCCACUUUCAGUGAGGGUGCAGGCUAACUCGCUCAGUGCUGGUAGUCCUCCAGUGCCUUCCCACAGUUCCCUCGCAUGCCCGGGAGGACAGACAAGUUCUCCCACAAUUCACUGGGAAAGCCCCCUAGAGCAGCUCAGCUCACUGCAGCACAAAGCACCUGGGAAGAGCCCCUGAAGUCCUAGUGACACCCAGGCGAGUGCCGUGCCGGCACAGGCAUAGUAACAGGUCGGGCGCUGCUCGCCCUGGCUGGGCUGGUCUGGGCUCAGACCACCUGCGUUGCUCUGCAGUGUCGUCAUAUCCCACGAAGUCUCCAGGGUUAUCAUGUUCAGUUCCCUGCCAUCCUGUCCUGAGCCCACAGGAGUCGUGAGAGGCAGAGGGUGGGGAGACAGCACCCAUUUCAUUGCCCAGUAGGUGCCCGGAGCUCUGGGAAGGUGAGGCAGUGCAGUGGAGAGCUGUGCCCUGGCAGGGGGGCUCCAUUCUCUGUGCGUGGGCAGGGGUGGGAGCCCCACUCCAUCCUGGCCAAUCCUGCAGACACCACGCCAGAGAUGGCCACUGAGGGCACGUCUACACUGCAGUUCAAACCCGCGGCUGGACCAUGCCAGCUGAUUCGGGCUCACGGGGCCUGGGCUACAGGGCUGUGUAGUUGUGCCGCAGGCAUUUGAGGUGGAGGGUCCCAGAGCACUGAGCCUGAAAGCCCCUUAGCCUGAGCCCUGCAAGCACAAGUGAGCCGGCCCAGGCCAGCCACGGGUUGUUAACUGCAGUGCAGACAUGGGCUCACCUCUUAACACUUGCCAGUCAGCCAUAAAGCCCAGAGAUGUGGUCUGGCUCCAAACGUCCUCGCAGCUGGAGGCAGGAGGCCUGGCCCGGCUUGGACAAUUAAUUCAUUUUUACAAAGAAGUUAUGUAUUCCAGGCGGAAGUUGACUGUGACCAAACCUCUGAGUGUGCAGCAAAGAGUCGCUCAGUUCCCUCCCGGAGCCGCCUCCUGUUGGGCUGGCCUGUGAGAGAUGGCGCUGGAGUGUGACACUCUGCGCUGAGGGUUUUAGAUCCGACCACAGCACCUCUCCGGGCAUUUUGGUGGGCAGAGUAGGGACCAAACUGCUGGGCCAAGGGCAGUGCUGGCAACUUUCCUGCAGCUCCUUGCACCAGGCACUGCCAACACCGGUCACAGAGAGCAGGUUUCCUCUGCAAGGAGGGCUUGGUGUCUGUGGGAGGAGUACGGUGCGUGCUCUGCACUGCGGGUACCUGUGGCAGGAUCCAUCCUUCGCUGGGGAUGGACUAUCUGUGUGUGCUGCCAUUUGGAAAUGCCUGUCCGCAACCAUGGCACCUGGCAGCAGGCCAGCCCAACCCUGCUCAGCCAGCAGCACGAUGCUUUUCAGCCUGUGCUCCGCAGACCCCUGGGGAGCCGCUGACUGUCUAAGGGGUCCAUGAAAGGGUGCCGUUACCAUAGCCCAGUGCUUUUCAGCCAGUGGCCCACAAAUCCUUGGGGGCCCCCAGACUGUAAGAUUUCCCAAGGAGUCUCCACCUGCAUUUGAAAUUCUGUAGGGGUCCGUAAAUGAAAAGAGGUUGCAAAGCCCUGGAAUAUCAGGUCUGGCUUGGCUGAGAACAGCUGCUGAGUUACAAGGGGCUGUGCCCUUGUGGUCGCGAGGCUGGGCCUUGGCUUGGGAGCUUUGGGUAAACUCCUAGCUCUGGGCACAUCAUACCGCUGUCUGCCCCUUGCAGGGAGGUGCAGGGAGGAGCGGCUCCCUUUCCUACCUCCCGAGGAGGUGUGAGGCCAGAUUCCCCAGUCUCAGCAGGGUGCUGAGAUACUCCAGUGAUGGGGCUGUGGGAGCACCUAGCUACCCCCUCCCCUGUGCUCAGUGCGCUCCAGGAGCUGCACCCACGAAGGCCUGCUGAGCAGCAUUUUCAGUGCCUCUCCUACGUCUCCUGAGUAAGGUCAAAAAGAACAGGAGUAUUUGUGGCACCUUAGAGACUAACAGAUGUAUUUGAGAGUAAUAUAUUUGUUAGUCUCUUAAGGUGCCACAAGGACUCCUGUUCUUUUUGCAGAUACAGACUAAUACGGCUGCUACUCUGAAACCAGAGUAAGGUCAGUGGCUUAAAAGUUCCCCUUGUGUAGGAGCUGCCCUCAUGCCUGCAGCGCCAUUCCUGUUCUGCAGAGCUCAGGGGUCUCUGUGUCUUAACUCAGUGUCCUCCUGAAGUGGGAUUAGUCACUGAUCUCGAUCAUGUAAUUAGAGAGACUUAUUUUCUUACUAGCACUACAUAACAAAGCACGAUUUCCAAUUAGCAGUCGCCUCUCCCUUGGGGCUAAUGCUCUGUCCGCUAUGGAGCGACAGUGAGAACUGCUCUGGUUUAUGUAAGCGUCUCCAUGUCGCGGUGCUUCGGCCGCAGCCUGCAGUGCCUGGAAACGGCCAGGGAGACAUUUUAUACAAAUAAAAGUGGGGCAGAGA
Messenger RNA from Gopherus flavomarginatus (Mexican gopher tortoise), 5512 nucleotides. It is a transcript of the gene HMG20B, whose product is annotated as high mobility group 20B. The transcript has 10 exons. The record is from RefSeq and is a predicted model, not a curated record. The coding region runs from base 704 to 1666 and encodes 320 amino acids. Gene Ontology annotation, biological process: regulation of gene expression. NCBI's taxonomy places the organism in Eukaryota, Metazoa, Chordata, Testudines, Testudinidae. Gene Ontology annotation, cellular component: nucleus.